CGACUAUCCAACUUCUUCUGGGGUCGCUUUUUCUCUCGUAUCCAUCGGUAUGUCGAGUCAUUCUCUUCCCAAAGAAGACGAGCCUUUGCUGUUGAGUCAAAAUAAAGGACUGGAACCAUCAAAAGACUCGUACAACGGUUGUAGACAGGAUGCCAAUAUAGAGCAGGCAGUGACUUCUUCGCCCGACAUUCCUGACCAUGUCGAUCCGGACGAUCAUGUCGAACGAUUAGGAAACACUUCACUAACGAUUCUCACCAUUUGUCUGUGCACCGGAGCGUUCUUAUCCGCAAUGGAUACAUCGAUCGUCAAUACAAUUUUCAAUGUGAUUGGUACUGAAUUUCACAGUGCUAAUUUAACCGUAUGGAUCGUCGUCUCUUAUAUGUUAUGCACAUCAUCCGUUCAACCAUUGUACGGCAAAUUAUCAGAUAUCUUUGGACGAAAGACCAUCCUGACCAUGAUUAUGUGCUUCUUCAUGAUCGGAUCCUGGCUUUGUGGGGCUUCUCAGAAUAUUGUUCAGAUGGCUUUAGCCCGCGCGCUGGCUGGCAUGGGCGGGGGCGGCUUGAUGAUCAUGUCGUCGGUGGUUAUUCAUGACCUCGUCCCUAUACGACAACGCGGACAGUACCAAUCGUAUGUGAAUAUGGCCCAAACGACCGGCGCCACCAUUGGAGCCCCACUGGGUGGAAUUAUCAAUGAUUUUCUUGGGUGGCGUUACUGCUUCUAUUUGAACGUGCCUCCCUGCUUGUUCCUUCUCUACAUCUACGCCUAUCGUCUAAACAAUUACAAUAUUCCCAAACACAGCAAACCACUGGACGGCCUUCGAGACAAGCUGAAAAGAAUCGAUUUCGGUGGUUCCGCUCUGUGGCUCACGGUUAAUUUAUCGUUUGUCGCUGCUACGGCGAUGGGUGGAAACACACGCGAAUGGAAUGACCCUUUGGUUGUUGGAUUGCUCUGUGUUUCAGGAUCUGCCUUUGUUGCUUUUGGUGCUUAUGAAUUGGUCUGUGCCAAGUUCCCUCUUAUUUCGCCCAGAUUGAUCAAGAACCGCAAUGUGGCCGCAGUCUGUCUCAACAACUUUUUCCUCAAUUGCUCCACCAUGGCACUCACCUACCUUAUGCCUCAAUUUUUCAUGGGCGUAUUGGGCUAUAACCCAUCGGCGGCCGGUUUAUGGGUACUGCCACGCACGGGAUUGACAGCUCUGGGCUGCUGGGCAGCGGGUCGAUACCUUCGUGCGGUUGGUCGUUAUCGUACGUUUAUCCGCAGCACCAUGGUAUUCCAUGUGCUUGCUGUAUUUGCCAUCUCGCAGUGGACGUAUGAUACUCCAAUGUGGUUGAGAAUCAUUCCCAUGAACCUCGAAGGCUACUGCUUUGGCACAGUCCUUGUUGCUACCAUGGUCGCCCUGGUAGCUGACAUUGAUUCAAAAGACUCGGCAUCGGCCACUUCCAUGAUAUAUUUAUGUCGCUCGACUGGCUGGCUCAUGGGAAGCACCGUGGCUUCGACCAUCUUGCAAGCCAACCUCAAGACAUAUUUGCUAAAUACCAUUACUGGCGAGGAUGCUGAAAAGAUUAUUUCAUUUGUUCGUACAUCCAUCUCCGAAAUCCAGUCUUUGGCGCCGGACAUCUACCAGCUUGUCGUGGCCGGUCUUUAUUCUUCCAUCCACAAAGCUCUUCGAUUUGCAUUAUUAUGCUCUGUGUGCUGUUUCACUACCACGUUGUUCCUCAAAAAUUGUCAACUCAAAGCAAAGAAAUAAGGCAAGCAAAAAUAAAGUUCAUUUCAAAUGAUCUUGCCACUUGCGAGAUUUUCCA
Messenger RNA from Radiomyces spectabilis, 1799 nucleotides. RefSeq names its product major facilitator superfamily domain-containing protein. Gene Ontology annotation, cellular component: fungal-type vacuole membrane. The coding region runs from base 50 to 1744 and encodes 564 amino acids. Lineage: Eukaryota; Fungi; Mucoromycota; Mucoromycetes; Mucorales; Radiomycetaceae. Gene Ontology annotation, molecular function: basic amino acid transmembrane transporter activity. Gene Ontology annotation, biological process: basic amino acid transport; transmembrane transport. The transcript is spliced from 8 exons. The record is from RefSeq and is a predicted model, not a curated record.